Teleopsis dalmanni is the source of this 882-nucleotide messenger RNA. RefSeq names its product UDP-glycosyltransferase UGT5-like. Lineage: Eukaryota; Metazoa; Arthropoda; Insecta; Diptera; Diopsidae. Gene Ontology annotation, molecular function: UDP-glycosyltransferase activity. The record is from RefSeq and is a predicted model, not a curated record. Bases 22 to 708 code for a protein of 228 amino acids. The transcript has 2 exons.
AAUUUAAGCCUAAAAAUAUUGAUGAUACUUACAGGAAGUAAUGUUCAAAGCAAGGAUAUGCCAGAUGAAAAACUUAAGAUGUUCCUGCGUGUGUUCUCCAGUAUAAAGCAACGUGUAAUUUGGAAAUUUGAGAACGAAUCCAUUCCUGAUCUACCUAAAAAUGUAUUAAUAAGGAAAUGGUUGCCACAAAGUGAUAUACUAGCACAUCCAAAUACUAAGCUAUUCAUAACACAUGGAGGUCUCUUUAGCACACAAGAAGGAGUGCACCAUGCUGUACCAAUGCUGGGAAUUCCAUUCUAUUGUGAUCAGCAUCUUAAUAUGAAUAAAGCUGUUAAGAAUGGAUAUGCUAUAAGUCUUCACUUUCAAUCAAUUAAUGGGGACAUAUUGAGAGGUACUAUAAUCAAGUUGCUAACAGAGAGUACGUACAGGGAGAAUAUAGAACGCAUAUCAGCAAUAUUUCAUGAUCGGCCAACACAUGCACGUGAUACCGCUAUGUAUUGGAUCGAAUAUGUGAUCAGAUAUAAGGGUGCCUCGCAUAUGCGAUCGGCAGGUCUGGAUCUCAAAUGGUAUCAAUACUAUUUACUGGAUGUGAUUGGUUUUGUUUUGGCAAUGAUAAUUUUAGCUGUGAUAUUGGUAGUUAUAUUAAUACGUCUAAUGCUAAAACGUAUUUGGCGUGCGCCACGAGUACCAAAACCAAAAACUAAUUAAUUAUAAGUAAAUUUGUAAUACUAAAUUAUGUUUAUAAGUAUAUUUUAUAGAGAUAUGUCAUAUUAUCAAAAAAUUGAGGAAGAUAUUAUUGUGACGAAGUGUAUGUGAUAAAUAUUUUAAUUAAACAAAUUUGUAUUGUAUAAAUAUUUUUGCUAAUGAGUGUUAAAUAAAUUG